Symbiodinium sp. CCMP2456 is the source of this 507-nucleotide messenger RNA. Lineage: Eukaryota; Dinophyceae; Suessiales; Symbiodiniaceae. The record is from the annotation of a GenBank genome assembly.
AUGGCCAGCUUUGCAUCCAAGAGACUUGCGCAGGAGCGGGCGGCUUUUAAAAAAGACCACCCUUUUGGAUUCUACGCAAAGUAUGCGCCCAACGAAGACGGAAAGGGACAGAACGUCUUCAAGUGGAACUGUGGAAUUCCUGGACGGGCCAAAGGCCCCUGGGAGGGCGCAACCUAUGCCCUCACCAUGGAGUUCACAGAGGACUACCCAUCAAAGCCGCCCAAGUGCAAAUUUGCGCAUGUGCACGGCAAGCCGCUGUUCCACCCGAACGUUUACCCUUCCGGAACUGUUUGUCUUAGUAUCCUAAACGAGGACGAGGACUGGAAGCCAGCCAUCACGAUUCGUCAGAUCCUGCUUGGCAUUCAGGACCUCCUGGACAACCCAAACGCUGCGUCACCAGCGCAGGAGGAGCCAUACCGGCUAUUUUCCACCGACAAGAAUGAGUAUCUGAGGCGGGUGAAGAAGCAAGUCUCGGAGGUGGCAGGGGGUGCCCAAGGUGGCAAUUGA